AAAAAGACCAAUCAGUCAAUCACAAGAAAAUAAUUUGUGUAGAUAUAAACAGUAUCCACCUCGAACUACCCAGCCCCAAAUCUCCUUCUCGUAUCUCUUUCCGGAGAGAGAUUGAGGGAGAGAGAUUUGGACACAAUCAAGGAGAUUAAGUCGAAAUGAGGGAAGUUGAAGAGUGUUCCAACUGGUUGUCCAAUUGGGAACAACAACUCCCAUCUCCAGAUGAGCUUAUGCCCUUAAAUCAAUCCUUAAUCACCCCUAAUCUCCUUGUUGCCUUUAAUCUCACCCCAAAUCCAAGCCCAAACACAAAUUCCAACGCCCCUUUUUUCUCUAACCCUCAAACCCUCAAGAACCCAUCAACGCCUUCGCUUCAAACACCUUCGUCGCACCCUGACUCGGCCACUGAUUUCGAGUCGUCCGAGUUGGGUGGGGGUAACUCGGGGGAUGAGCCUGCUAGGACCCUUAAGAGGCCUCGUCUCGUGUGGACUCCCCAGCUUCAUAAGAGAUUUGUGGAUGCUGUGGCCCAUUUGGGGAUCAAGAAUGCUGUUCCCAAGACAAUUAUGCAACUCAUGAGUGUUGAUGGACUCACUCGCGAAAAUGUCGCUAGUCAUUUGCAGAAGUAUAGGUUGUAUUUGAAGAGAAUGCAGGGAGGGCAUUCUGGUGGGAGUGGGAGUGGUUUGGACUCGGCUACUGAUCAUUUGUUUGCGAGCUCCCCUGUGCCUGCGCAUUUUUUGCACCCGGUUAGGCCUAAUUCGGACCAAUUCUUGCCUUUUGUGCCUGUUGUUGCGUUGCAGCAGCAGCAGCACCAUCAUAAUCAGAUGGCUGUGGUUUCGGGGCAGUAUAGGCAAAUGGGGCAAUUUGAGCAUCCCUACAAUGUGGCUAGGCAAGCACAUCAGCAACAGCAGGUUCAUAUGAUGGGGACACCUGUGCAUAAGCUAGUGCCAACUUCUUAUAUUGAAGACUUGGAAUCUGCAACAGCUACAGUCGCCAAUGGGAGGAAAGCUCUCACUUUGUUUCCAACCGGGGAUGAUUGAAUUCACAAAUGGGGUAUAUGUAUUAUAUUGUUACCUUCUGUACUUUUAAUAUAUUAUCAGUUCAACCCGUGGAACUUAUUUCUGUGUUUGCAGUGAUUACUCAGAAUAUGAGUUUAGAACUAUUUUGUUGCUGUGGUUGUUUCCGGUACUUGAGAAUGCACUUCUUCAUUUUUAAUUAUGUUUGUGGGGGGGAAGGUUUGAGCCGUUGGUGUAUACUAUGUUAUUCAAUAUCAUGAGCCUCUACAUGUAAAUUAUUACAGCAAUAAUGUUGGUGAAUUAAUGGGAAUGCAGAUUUCUCUGGUA
This is a messenger RNA of Daucus carota subsp. sativus, 1334 nucleotides long. Its product is annotated as transcription factor MYBC1. NCBI's taxonomy places the organism in Eukaryota, Viridiplantae, Streptophyta, Magnoliopsida, Apiales, Apiaceae. Gene Ontology annotation, molecular function: DNA binding; DNA-binding transcription factor activity. The coding region runs from base 156 to 1031 and encodes 291 amino acids. Gene Ontology annotation, biological process: regulation of DNA-templated transcription. The transcript has a single exon. The record is from RefSeq and is a predicted model, not a curated record.